Messenger RNA from Anthonomus grandis grandis, 2501 nucleotides. RefSeq names its product heat shock protein 83. Gene Ontology annotation, biological process: cellular response to heat; protein stabilization; protein folding. The transcript is spliced from 2 exons. Gene Ontology annotation, molecular function: disordered domain specific binding; ATP-dependent protein folding chaperone; ATP binding. Lineage: Eukaryota; Metazoa; Arthropoda; Insecta; Coleoptera; Curculionidae. The record is from RefSeq and is a predicted model, not a curated record. Gene Ontology annotation, cellular component: cytosol; perinuclear region of cytoplasm; protein-containing complex. Bases 169 to 2310 code for a protein of 713 amino acids.
CGUCGCCUAUAAAUACCAGCAACGAGUCGAUUCCGGCGUCAGAUUGAAUUGAAAGUUGUCAGAGCGCGAAGCGAAGCUCAAAGCGAUUUUUCACAAGUUUCCCCAAGAGUUUUCAUUCGAAUAGUGAACGUUUUUUUAUUACUUUUAACUGCGUUAUAAGCCAUAAAGAUGCCAGAAGAACAAAGCGGCGACGUCGAAACUUUCGCCUUCCAGGCGGAAAUUGCCCAGUUGAUGAGCCUGAUCAUCAACACCUUCUACUCGAACAAAGAAAUCUUCCUCAGAGAAUUGAUUUCCAACUCGUCGGAUGCCUUGGACAAGAUCAGAUACGAAUCGCUGACGAACCCGUCCAAAUUGGACUCGGGCAAGGAGCUGUACAUUAAAAUCAUCCCCAAUAAAGCCGAAGGCACCCUCACUUUGAUCGACACUGGUAUUGGCAUGACGAAAGCCGACUUGGUGAACAACUUGGGUACAAUUGCUAAAUCUGGAACCAAAGCUUUCAUGGAGGCGCUUCAGGCCGGUGCCGAUAUCAGCAUGAUUGGUCAGUUUGGCGUUGGUUUCUAUUCGGCGUACUUGGUGGCCGAUAAAGUCACCGUGGUAUCGAAGCACAACGAUGAUGAGCAGUACAUCUGGGAGUCUUCGGCUGGUGGCAGUUUUACAAUUCGUCCUGAUCAUGGGGAACCGUUGGGUCGCGGUACUAAGAUCGUUUUGCACAUUAAAGAGGACCAGACUGAAUUUUUGGAAGAGCAAAAAAUUAAGGAAAUUGUCAAGAAGCAUUCGCAGUUUAUUGGUUACCCCAUUAAGUUGGUUGUGGAGAAGGAACGCGAGAAGGAGUUGAGCGAUGAUGAGGCUGAGGAGGAAAAGAAAGAGGGAGAGGAGGAAGAUAAGGAUAAGCCAAAGAUUGAGGAUGUUGGUGAGGAUGAAGAGGAAGAGAAGAAAAAGAAGAAGAAGACUAUUAAAGAGAAAUAUACUGAAGAUGAGGAGUUGAACAAGACCAAGCCAAUUUGGACCAGGAAUCCCGAUGACAUCAGUCAGGAUGAAUAUGGUGAAUUUUACAAGUCCCUUACCAACGACUGGGAAGACCAUCUUGCCGUGAAACAUUUCAGCGUUGAGGGACAGUUGGAGUUCAGGGCUCUCCUGUUUGUACCCAGGAGGGUUCCGUUCGAUUUGUUUGAAAACAAAAAACGCAAGAACAACAUCAAACUGUACGUCAGGAGGGUCUUCAUCAUGGACAACUGCGAAGAAUUGAUCCCCGAAUAUUUGAACUUCAUCAAGGGUGUAGUCGAUUCCGAAGACUUGCCGUUGAACAUUUCUCGUGAGAUGUUGCAGCAAAACAAGAUCCUGAAAGUCAUUCGCAAGAAUUUGGUCAAGAAAUGUCUGGAAUUGUUUGAGGAGCUCUCUGAAGAUAAGGACGGCUACAAGAAGUUCUACGAACAGUUCUCGAAGAACUUGAAAUUGGGAAUCCACGAAGACACCCAGAACAGGUCCAAAUUGGCCGAUUUGCUCCGCUUUAACACCUCGGCGUCCGGCGAGGAGGCGUGCCCACUCAAAGAAUACGUCAGCAGAAUGAAGGAGAACCAAAAGGCGAUUUACUACAUUACCGGCGAAAGUAAGGAACAAGUGGCCAACUCCGCCUUCGUCGAGAGAGUUAAGAAGCGCGGUUUCGAAGUCGUCUACAUGACCGAGCCGAUUGACGAGUACGUCGUGCAACAACUGAAGGAAUACGACGGCAAGCAGCUGGUCUCCGUCACCAAAGAGGGUCUCGAACUGCCCGAAGACGAGGAGGAAAAGAAGAAACGCGAAGAGGACAAGGCUAAAUUUGAAGGUCUCUGCCAAGUGAUGAAGAGCAUCUUGGACAACAAAGUGGAAAAGGUGGUCGUGUCCAACCGUUUGGUUGAAUCUCCCUGCUGCAUCGUCACUUCACAGUACGGCUGGUCCGCGAACAUGGAGAGGAUCAUGAAGGCGCAGGCACUGAGAGAUACUUCCACCAUGGGCUACAUGGCGGCCAAGAAACAUCUGGAAAUCAACCCCGAUCAUCCGAUCAUUGAAAAUCUCAGACAGAAGGCCGAGGCGGACAAGAACGACAAGGCCGUCAAGGAUUUGGUCAUCUUGUUGUUCGAAACUGCUUUAUUGAGUUCCGGUUUCACCCUGGAGGAGCCUCAAGUACACGCCUCUCGCAUCUACAGGAUGAUCAAACUGGGUUUGGGCAUUGACGAGGAGGAGGUCAUGUUGACUGAUGAUGCACCGGUGGCUGAAACACCCGCGGAAGGCGGCGACGCCGAAGACGCCUCUCGAAUGGAAGAAGUCGAUUAAGUCGUCCUGUUACUAGUUUCUAGGACAUGUGUUGUAAUAUGUUCUGCAUUCCUCAUUUUUGUAUUUAUUUUUUUAUAGUAUUACGUAACAUCUUAUACCAAAUAAUGUAAAACUCUCUUCAGCUCUUUGAUUUGUUGUUUGGCUGUGCAUUGAAAGAAACUUGGAUGAAUAAAGGAUUUUUUCCCCAUUAA